This is a messenger RNA of Colletotrichum scovillei, 1581 nucleotides long. RefSeq lists its product as uncharacterized. The record is from RefSeq and is a predicted model, not a curated record. Bases 970 to 1476 code for a protein of 168 amino acids. The transcript has 2 exons. Lineage: Eukaryota; Fungi; Ascomycota; Sordariomycetes; Glomerellales; Glomerellaceae.
CUUCUUUUGAUAAUUAGGCACUGGAGAGCUAUCGAGAGUUUCUGCAGAUUAAUCUAGACGACAUCGAGAACAUCACCACUAUUUCUAUGCGCAAGUCUACUUAUGAAGGUCCAAGCUUGUGUAUUGUGGGAGAAGACUUCAUUAUUCAUCGAGGACAGGAUCGAUAAGUACCACAACCCGCAGAAAACCGUUUGCUGCCCUAUUCCGUCGCUCGCAUAUCUUUCUCAAGCUGAAGGGUAUCACGAACAAAGGUCGUGUGUCUGUAUAACCCUAUGGGACCCCGCAAUCCUCUCCAUUCAUCCCUUUGAUCCUCGGGAGCGAAAACCUGCUAACCUUCUUGCGGCACUGUGGAUGGAAUUUGAGCUGUUCGAAAACAGCCUGAAGAGUAAGACAUCGUCUUCACGGCCGAUCCUAGAUCAUCAGAGAGCCGUCCACUAUGGACUACACCUUGCGGCUUGAUCCUGCGGCGCGUACUAUGUCACCAAUUCUCAACCGGAUGCGCUCAUUAUCCCAUUCAUCGCAGCCCUGGGAUGAUCUGCACUUGGGUCUAGCAUAUCUCUUCCUCUCUUGGCAAUCACACCAAGAAGGCCGAGGUGACCACCAAUUCGAGGCUAUCGUGGAAUGAACUACCAAACCGGGGCUGCGUGUGCUGAGGCUGGGCAGGGCGAACCAAGCUCGCCUGCGGCCGAGAGAGUCACAAACCUACAUGUGCUAGUGCCCGUCUUCCCGUCUUGGUAGCUACCCUUAUGACGGAGAUCGGAGAGCUCACCGACCCGCACAACCUCAAGGCAAACUUGGGGACAUAUAUAGCAACCUUGAUGUCCAGCUUCAUCAGAGACUUUGCUACUGUGCAAGUUACAUCACCCACUUUACAACUGCCCCUCUGUAUCUCAAGCUACACCAAACAGCAACCGCAGAGAUUUCGAUCAUCUUCAUCACCAAAGGCCACCACGCAACCAAGUAGUCAAGAUGCUCACCAACAACAUCCUCACAAUACUAGCCAUCGUCGGCCUCUCAGCCGCCCAGAUCCAAGUCCCGCCCUCCAACGCCGCCGAUUGCCCGCGAACCAUGUGUCUCGACGGCAUCAACCCAGAAUGCGGAAUCCGAUGGGGCGGCUGCUACGAUAUGUGCCAGCCGCAAAUGAAGCCCACCAUGCCGCCUUGCAAGUCCACGCUGAGUAAGUCGACAAUCUCGAGGACAUUCAAACCCUCCUUCACGAGGCCAACCCGGCCCAGCCUGCCGCCCACGCGCAGCCCGACAAUCACUCGAGCACCGCCCAGCUUGACUACUUUACCCACGACGGCGGUCGACAACUGCAGCACGCGUAGCGUGUGUGUUGAUUACAUCAACGAGUGCGGACAGUGGUAUGGCGGAUGCCACGCCGACUGCAAGCCCUGGCCGUCGUACUCCAAGCCUUUGUGCACACCCACGUCCAGCUUGAGUGUUGACCCGUCCACGUUACCUACCGAUUACUAAGGACGCUCGUCAACGCCAUCGGGUUUAUGAAUGGGAUGAAAGAACGAGGAAGCGGUCGAGACGACGUUUGACGAACCUGUAUCAUGAAUAGAUGAUUUCCUUCAC